Vitis riparia (riverbank grape) is the source of this 1136-nucleotide messenger RNA. Its product is annotated as ethylene-responsive transcription factor 5-like. Gene Ontology annotation, molecular function: DNA-binding transcription factor activity; DNA binding. The transcript has a single exon. The record is from RefSeq and is a predicted model, not a curated record. Lineage: Eukaryota; Viridiplantae; Streptophyta; Magnoliopsida; Vitales; Vitaceae. Gene Ontology annotation, biological process: regulation of DNA-templated transcription; ethylene-activated signaling pathway. Bases 94 to 819 code for a protein of 241 amino acids.
CCUCACUUCCCCACUGCCUACUCCACCUAUAAAUAUACUUCCCACCCUCACUCUCUUUUCCACUCCUUUCUCCUCCAACACUAAUUCCAUCCCAUGGCUUCAUCUCCUCAAUCUUCAGCGCUCCACCACAUCCGCCACCACCUCCUCUCUGAUUCUGCCGACUCUAUUACUGCUUCUACUUCAUCUACCCUUCUUCAACUUCUCUCUCAUGCUCCAUCACAUAACUCCCCAGUUUCUUCUCCUCAAUCCUCAAAUUCCUCCUUCUCUCCCAAUUUCGCCCGUCGUAAGCCCAGCCUGAGCAUCGCGAUUCCUCACCCUUCCCCUCCGCCCACCGCCGCUGAUUCCGGCGAGGAGAGGCACUACAGAGGCGUACGCCGCCGCCCCUGGGGAAAAUUCGCAGCUGAGAUCCGCGACCCCAACCGCCGAGGGUCUAGGGUUUGGCUUGGCACCUUCGACACCGCCGUCGAGGCCGCCAGGGCCUACGACCGAGCGGCCUUCAGGAUGCGCGGCAGCAAAGCGAUCCUCAACUUCCCUCUCGAAGCCGGAGCACCACCAGAGGCUUCGCAGCGGAACCCCAGCGUUCGGAAAAGGCUGAGAGAGACUGAGAAGAACGACAGAGAGACCGUGGAGGUCAAAGUAAUAAAGAAGGAAGAGAUAGUUGAGUCGCCGGUUUCGGACGUCACGUUGGCUAAUACUUCGACGGCAGUCGCUUGUCCUUUAACGCCGUCAUCCUGGACGGCCGUUUGGGAUGGUGCAGAUGGGAAUGGUAUUUUUAACGUGCCGCCUUUGUCGCCGUUAUCACCCCUUGUGAUGACAUGAGAUGAAACGUUAUAACGGCGUUCAAGAAAGCGAAAACCAUCUGACGGCGCUACAGUCUUGGAUGAUGCAUAAAUUAGAAAUAGAAGAUUUAUUCAAAUUAUUUAAAAAACCAAAAAUAUAAAAAAAUAAUAAAAUAAAAUAAAUUGGGGAAAAAACAGUAAAGUUAGUAGAGUACACGUGGAAAUACACGUGGAACAUGGUUGUGUAUCCCCAAUAUAAUAUGCUUGAUGAUGCUUGUUGUACUUGUAACAAUGUAUAUUUGUUCAUUUAUUAAUUUGUUGAUUAAUAUUUUAAUAUAAAAUUUUCUAUUUAUAUUA